Molecule: messenger RNA, 2989 nt
Organism: Austrofundulus limnaeus
Lineage: Eukaryota; Metazoa; Chordata; Actinopteri; Cyprinodontiformes; Rivulidae
Product: formin-2
Source: RefSeq, a predicted model, not a curated record
CUUCCUUUCCACAGAGGAGGGGAUGAAGGGUGGGAUGGAGACAGAGCAGGAAAAGGAGGGGGUUGUACGUCUCCUCUGCAUCAGUCUCAGCAUCACUGCUUUCGUCACAAGAAAACAUGCUGUGAUGAACAACGCUUACAGGGGGAAAAAAAUCAACACCAUCAUCAUCAUCAGCUCCUCCUUUUUCACCAGCAUCCAAGGAUCCGACGAUUCUGCCUUCCUUGUUUACAGGCACUAAAAUCUUCCUGAGACAGAAAGACCUUUCCCAGACAUAACCUGAGCGAAGAGGACAGCAGCAUCAUCUCUGUUAACAUGGGAAACCAGGAAGCAAAACAAAAGAGGGCUGCAGCUGCAUCAAGCAAUGAAAGCUACCCUUCAAUAGACGAAGAAUGGAAGGAGGGAGGAGGGGACGUGACAAAAAGGAGGGGGAAGAAACUCGGUAAGCAUGGAGGUAGAGGAGCAGUCAGUGGUGGAGAAGGAGGAGGGUCACAUGGCACGGGACCAAGCAGAAAAAAACACAAGUCUGACUCUAAGACCUCUGUUUUUUCCCUGCGGAAGAGAAAGGGCAAUCAGAAAGGGAAAGGAGAAACAUGCUCAUCAGUGACUGGCUCAAAGGAGGACAUAUUAGCAUUACAAAACAAUGAGCCGGACAGCUCGAAAACACCCGAUCUGUCUGGAGAUGAUUUGGGACAGUCAGACACCGAGGCUGCAUUUCUCAACAAGAAUGAGAAACUGGACCUGGGGAGCAGGGAUGGAGACGGAUGGAGAGGGGAAAAGCAACGGCUGAAGCUGAAAACCUCUCCCACAGAAGGAGGAGGACAGAAGAGAGGCAGCUCAGGGUCCGACACUGACAUCUACAGCUUCCACUCAGCAGCUGACCAAGAGGAUUUACUUGCAGACAUUCAGCUCACGAUAAAACUCCAGCAUCUGCAGCAUGGUGGGACUGUUUCAAUCCUGGAAGCACAUGGAGAGGGAGGAGGAGGAGGAGGAGGAGGAGAGGAUCUUAGCUGCGGGGAAGCAACAGAGGUGAGAAGAAAGUUGAGUAAUGGGAUCAUGACAUUAAAUUCAGCUGAGGUUCAAGACGUGACUCCCGAACUGGAAAUGGGGUCUGAUGCAUUGUCAUUCAUAGAGCGAGGAACCCUGCUUGACUCUGUCAAACCUACAGACCUGCCGCUGGUGUUUCCAACCACACAGACCUCCUUCCACACAGAGCUGCAGAGACAGGAGGGGACAGAGGAGGAGCUGGGGACGGGUAAAGUGGUAUUAGAAGGCUCUCUUUGCAUUGCCAUUGACACAGAAGACCAACAGGUUUUGUUGCAGCAGUCCCCUUUCAUAGACAUCUCAAUGAAUAAUGCUGGAGGGGUAGCAGUCAGCCCAACCGACAUGGAAACAUCUAGUAACAUCUUUUCUGAAAUUACGUUUGACAGUUCAGAGAGGUGGGAGGAAAGAGAGGGUGAAACCCUGCGAGAGGAUGAUGUUGAUCUCAGUCCUGCAGCUGCAACCAGCAUUUGUAAUUCCAAACCUGCAGAGGCCUUAAGCACAAGAAUGUUUUUCAAAGAAUUUAGAAGUCAGUUGGACUCAGAUACCAGUGCAGAGUCCCUUAAUGACUGCCCAAGUGCAGGUUCUGAAACCAGCAGUACUGCAGCUGCCUACACCAAGGCGCCUGUUUCUGUUCAGCACUGCAGGAGGAGCAGCACCUGCUUCACUACACCACCACCACAGGAAAGUCCUAACUCAGCUAAAAAGCUCCAAAGGUCCACCCAUUCUUCAUGCUCUUCCAACAACGCAGUGAAACCAUAUCCUCCUAUAUUUCCAUCAUAUAUAAAGACUACCACCAGACAGCUUACCUCCUCAGGACACCUCCCUGGCCUGUCUCCCUCCCACAGUCCACUGUCCUCACGCAGAACUCACAGUUAUUUUUACAGGACGUUGGCUGAGGGUCACAAGGCUCGACAUCGCACCCGAAGCCUCACCAGCCCCAUCAGUCGAUCAGCUGACUGGACAGAGGAACUUGAGAUGCGGCUCAGGAGCAGAGAAGAUGAUGGAGGAGGUUCAGUAGAAUAUCUGAUGAGCAACAGGGGAGGAGGAAGUCAGCCCAUCUGUGCUACCAGAAGAUCCUCCUAUGGACAGAUUUCUCGUUGCGGAUUUCAGGACAUCUUCACAGGUCGUACUUUGUUGGAAAAGCUGUUCCUGCAGCAGCAGCAAGAGGAACCAGAGGAGGCUGAAAGGCUCUGUUCCAAGAUCUUGGCCAUGGGUCUCCUGCUGCCUUUUGCAGAGUGUUUCAAAGAGCAGCUAGGAGGCAGCACAGCACACAACACCUCUGCUACUCCAACCAAGUUUGAGCAUGAUCAGCUGUACAAGUGGGCAGCCGUCAACCAGCCACCAAACACACCAGAUCUUCUUGAGGGGAAACUAGCAAGUCCAAUCAAAGGUCCAUGGCCUCCAGUGAGACCAGGUCUGGACAACCAGACUGCACUCAGAUCUACAGAGACAGAACAUCAGGACGUCCUCUCGAGUUUGAGACAGCAAGAACAUGAUGAGACAUUAGAGGAUAAAUGUGUGCUCCCCUCGAAGAAAAUAAGGGAAAAACAUAUUAAUGUCAUCCAGCAACUCGAACAAACUAUAGAAGACCUCAAGACUAAGAUUGUUGAGCUGGAGCGACAGCCACCUGUGCUGACAAGAGAUGGGACAAAGACAUCUACUACAGACAGAGCGUGUGGAGAAGAGGGCAUACUGAGGUCUCUAUGUGAUGCCCAUCUCCAGACAGAGGCAGCUUCCUCUCUAGGGUGCCUAGAGGACGAGUCUGUGCAGACCUCACCUCUAGACAAUGGCUUUAAGUUGAAAGUGCCUACUUCUGCCCUGCCACAGAGACAGAACGGCUUCCAGUGCUCAUGUCAGCUUCAAACGAUUCUUCCUCCACCACCGCCACUGCCAGGAGUGUCUGGAACUUUCAAUUCAAUGCAGACUAUGGCUCCCCCUCCUCCUCCUC